AACUCUCUCACUCUUGGUUGUGUUCACGUCCUUCAUUCAUCACCUCUUCAAUUAUUUUGUAUAUAAAAAAUUCACUUACUAUGCUACCUGUUACUUUCAUCCCUUCAUUUUAAUUCUUCUUUCAACUCUUCUAUUUCUUUUUUUCUUUUUUUUUCUCCUUUUGACUUUCAUUUCUCACCAUUUCCGAUGGAAAAAUGUCGUUUGCUUCUGUUACUUGCCGUAAUUUCUUCUAUUUUCCGGCUUCUCCAUGCUACCGACGGUGAUGCUGAUCCGAUUUACAAAGCAUGUGUUGGUCACUGCAAGGAGACUGGAUGUAUGGGGGAAAAAUGCUUUCAACAUUGUAACUUCUCUUCUGGGGAAAAACCAAUUGAUGGUCCAUGGUACCUACAGGAACCACUUUAUCUGAGAUGGAAACAGUACGACUGCCUUAGUGAUUGUCAAUACCACUGUAUGCUUGCCAGAGAGGAAGAAAGGCAGAAACUUGGUCUUAAGCCUAUCAAAUAUCAUGGGAAAUGGCCAUUCCGGCGUGUCUAUGGGAUCCAGGAACCUGUUUCUGUGGCUCUCUCUGCCUUUAACCUUGCUAUACAAUUCCAUGGAUGGGUAUCCUUUUUUAUCCUAGUGAACUACAAGCUACCUUUUAGCCCAAAGAACAAGCCAUAUUAUGAAUACACCGGCUUGUGGCAUAUUUAUGCAAUUUUAUCAAUGAACGCUUGGAUCUGGAGUGCUGUUUCCCAUAGUAGAGAUGUAGAAUUUACUGAGAAGCUGGACUAUUCGUCCGUGGCUGCAUUGGUUGGGUAUUCUCUUCUUCUUGCUAUAUUGCGAGUCUUCAAUGUGAGAGAUGAGGCAUCAAGGAUAAUGGUUGCUGCUCCCCUUGUUGCGUUUGUGACAACCCAUAUCUUGUAUCUGAACUUUUAUCAACUCGACCAUGGAUUAAACAUCAAGGUCUGUGUUGCUAUGACAAUGCUGCAGUUUGUCUUAUGGGCGGUCUGGGCAGGUUUUACUCGCCAUCCAUCACGCUGGAAGUUGUGGCUUGUGGUGGCUGGUGGAACCCUUGCUACACUCCUUAAGAUAUAUGAGUUUCCUCCCUAUAUGGGAUAUGUAGAUGCUGAUGCUUUAUGGCACGCUUUCGCCAUUCCUCUGACCUACUUGUGGUGGAGUUUUGUAAGGGAUGAUAGUGAAUAUGGAACAACAACUGUCAUCAAGAAAGCGAAGUAGAAUGAGAAGCAUAUUGUAAUUGGUAAAAGGUGUCCAAAGUGAUUUCCAUUCAGGUCUUUGUUAGUUUUUGGUUGGUUGGCUCUUUUUUCUUGCAUGUACGCAUUUUUUGGAAAUGCUUGGCCAUGCGAGUUUCGCUUUUUCCAACUUCAGUAGGACUAGUUCAGAUGCAUUUUUUGAUUUGCACAUCUUUCUCCAAUGGUCUUGUUGUAAAACGUAUCUGAAGUUGUACUUAUGUGAUCUGUAGCUUGUAUUCUAUACAUUCAUAUUCAGGGAGUUGUUCUUACCUUGGGCACAGCAUGCAGUCAUUUUGAGCUCCUUGAGAGAAUUAGUUAAGAGUGGUUUCUGUAAUUUUAAAUGGUGUGGGAUAUGUGUUAAUUUUGGAGUUCCCAGUG
Molecule: messenger RNA, 1607 nt
Organism: Lycium ferocissimum
Lineage: Eukaryota; Viridiplantae; Streptophyta; Magnoliopsida; Solanales; Solanaceae
Exons: 5
Coding region: 187-1215 (342 amino acids)
Biological process (GO): GPI anchor biosynthetic process
Cellular component (GO): endoplasmic reticulum membrane
Molecular function (GO): hydrolase activity, acting on ester bonds
Source: RefSeq, a predicted model, not a curated record